CUCUCUCGGCGCUUUUGACAGAUGGAGCUGGUUUGAGUCGGGACUCGGGGCUGAGAGCAUAUUGUGGGACAACGGGAAAGAAAUUUGGUUUUUCUGUCUUUUGGUCUGCAAUGAGAGGGGAACAGGCAGAAAAUGGAGAGAACUCAACGAACUCGCAGAGCGAGAUGCUGAUCAACCAGCUGAAGGAGAUCACCGGCAUCCAGGACCCUCAGGUUCUGUACAGAGCCAUGAAUGCCAGUCAGGGUGACAUUGGACACGCUGUUGGACUGCUGACAACUCAGCCUGCAGAGGUUCAGGAUCCGGGGGAACCACAGGAGUUAGAGACCUCCGGAGAGGCCUGGGAGGGCCAGAAAGGACUUCCUAAAGAUGAACUGCAGACCGCCAUAGAGCUCAGCCUGCAGGAGUCCCACAAUGCCCAGGAGGAGGAGAGAGAAUUUAACAGGGCUCUGGAGGCCAGCGCAGAGGAGAACGCAGCGAGAAUGAAGAGGAAGAGAUGUGAAGCCCAGAGUGAGACGUGCAGUCCUGCAGACUGGAUCCGCCAGGACGACUGGCCCGUGGGCAUCCGCAAUGUUGGAAACACCUGCUGGUUCAGUGCUGUCAUCCAGUCACUGUUCCACCUGCCCGUGUUCAGGAGGCUGGUUCUCAACUACCAUCUGUCCGAGCGAUUACUGGAGAAGUGUAAGAGCCACUCUGACAAGAGGAACAUAGCUUUCAUGCAGGAGCUGCGCUGUCUGUUUGCCCUCAUGGUCGGCUCCACUCGCAGGUUUGUGGAUCCGUCCGCUGCGGUGGAGUUACUGCGAGACGCCUUCAGGACGAGCGAGGCCCAACAGGAUGUCAGUGAGUUUUCCCACAAACUGCUUGACUGGCUAGAGGAUGCGUUUCAGCUUGCUGCCAAUGGAAGUAACGCAGAAGACAAACAACAAAACCCCAUGGUCCAGCUUUUCUACGGUACCUUUGUGACAGAAAGAAGACAUGAGGGUAAGACUUUGUGUAAUAUCGAGCAGUUUGGCCAGUACCCCCUGCAAGUCAACGGCUUUAACAACCUGGACGAAUGUCUAGAAGGAGCUAUGGUUGAGAAGGAGAUUGAGUCACUACAUUCAGAUCACAGCGUCACAUCUGGCCGCGAGAGAUGGUUCAAAACGUUGCCACCAGUCUUGACAUUUGAACUGUCUAGAUUUGAAUUCAACACCCAGCUCGGUCGACCUGAAAAGAUACACAAGAAACUGGAGUUCCCACAAAUCGUUUAUAUGGACAGAUAUCUUCACAAAAACAUAGAACAGACCCAUGAGAGGAGAGGAGAAGUGAAGAAACUCAAGGAGCAACUCGCAGCCCUUCAACAGAAACUUGAGUGCUACAAAAACUAUGGCUCAGGACCUACCAAGUAUCCUCUGGCUGACAUGCUGCAGUUUGUGCUGGAGUUCGCUACCACCAAGCCUACAAGUGUUUCCCCAGCGGAAGAUCUGAGACCAACUUCACCCUCACCGACUCCUGCAAGCCACCCCCUCAGUGACCCCACCUCCAAAGACAACAGUGAAACUGGAGACACAGAUUCACCAGAGGGCCUGGUUGCCGGUGUUUCCAGUUGCCAGCGGACCCCCAUAUACAAACCCUUCACCCAGUGCAGACUCCCGAUUGACUGCCCACCACACCCAGCCCCGCACAGCAUCACUGAAGAAGAGCUGCACUUCGUUAAGACCUGCCUGCAGCGUUGGAGGACCGAAGUAGAGAAUGACAUAAAUGAGCUAAAGGCCAGCAUUGACAGGCUCAGUCAGACGCUCGAGGUCAUGUACUCCGACAACACUCUCUGCCAGGUCCCCUACAGACUCCACGCAGUGCUCGUCCAUGAAGGCCAGGCAUCAGCAGGUCAUUACUGGGCCUACAUCUACGACCAUGCCAACCAGCGCUGGAUGAAGUACAACGAUGUAAGCAUCACGGAGUCAUCGUGGGAGGAGCUGGAGCGAGACUCAUUUGGAGGCAUGACCAACGCCAGUGCCUACUGCCUCAUGUACAUUGAUGACAGGCUACCUAACCUCAUCACAGACGACACAGACGAUGAGACCGGCCAGGUGCUGCAUGGCAUGGACUCCCUGCCAUCCAUCCUCAGACGCUACGUCCAUGAGGAUAACCGCUGGUUCCAGCAGGAGCUCAGCGAAUGGGAGGAGCAGUUCUGCCAGGCCGCUACCCCACAGGGAGAGUCCACAGCCUCUGCAGAGCCCCCGAACCCCAGUCCAGACGAUGCACACCAAACAGAGGUUGAGCCGGCGCCCCAGUCGGGACCGUCGACUGAAGAGCUGAACCAGGGGGCUUCUUCAGAGCCACAACCAGACACAGAGGCAGAGAAGGAUCCGGAGCCUGAUCCAAGAGAAGACUCAGAGUUGACCCCACCACCGCCACAGAGCCCUGGCUGCCAGCCGGACGACGGCAGCAGUGCAGCAGUCACUGACAUCCUGGUUCCCAGCCAGAGCUCCACCUCAGCUGAGAAGGAGUUUCAGAGUCAGGCCCCUGAAGAAGAGCUCGGUGACCAGGAGCCAUCUGACGUCCGGGCGAAGGAGGACGACGACGCACAGGUGGCAGGCCUCGGCCCUCAAGCUGAAGGUGAGCCAGAGGCGUCCGGAGAGGCUCCUGAACAGGAAGCCAAGCAGGAGGAUGAGGAGCAGCGGCGGGUGGUCCCGACCAGACAGCGACAGACCGAGAACGAGGUCUCGGAGGUGGAGAUCCCGAACGUGGGCAGGAUCAUGGUGAGAGCUGAUGCUGAUGGAUACAAUGAGGAGAUGAUGCUGACUCCAGCUAUGCAGGGCGUCAUUCUGGCCAUAGCCAAGGCAAGACAAGUGUUUGAUAAGGAAGGCCCUGAGGCUGGCCUCAUCAAGGCCUUCCAUGAGGAGUAUUCCCGCCUGUAUGAGCUCUCCAAGGAGGAGACCACGCUGCAGGAGGACGCUCGUCUGCAGCACUCUCUGGUCUACUUCUUCCAGAACAAGGCACCCAAUCGCAUAAUCGAGAGGACGCUGCUGGAGCAGUUUACGGACCGCAACCUGAGCUUCGAUGAGAGGGCCAUCAGUAUCAUGAGGGAAGCCCGAUCCAAGCUGCGCCUCAUCAAGCCAGAGGACAUGGAUAUGGAUGAGUACUUGCAGUGGCAUGAUGACUACAGGCUGUUCAGGACCGUGUUUGUCUACCUGCUGACCGGGUUGGAGCACUACCAGCACGGGAAGAUGCGGGAGGCCCUGAUCUACCUGGCUCACGCGUACGAGACCAACACCACCCUGCUGAAGAACGGAGAGAAACGUGGCGUGGACAAGUCUGUUAUUGCAGGUUACAGGCGGAGGUGCCUCACUGCACUGAAUGAGAGCGCAUCACGGCUGUUUUGCAGCGGCGAGGAGACCAAUGUGGAGGAAGGGGUCGCCAUCAUGGACGAGGCCGUCAUCCCCUGCCUUCACCUGAUGAGCCGGGACUCGACUCUAUCCCAGGAAGACCGGGACGCUAUGGAGAGCAUCCGCAGCCACUGGUGCUGCUGCCUGGGCCAGGACAUGGAUGACUCAUUGCAGGUGAAGCUGGGUGAGUUUCUGCCCAGAGUUCUGGACGGUUCAGCCGAGACAGUAGUCCUCAAAGACCCUCCCAAAGUCCACGUCAACCAGGCCCACCAUGACCUGUGCAGUCGCCUGGCCGCCGUCAUGGAGUCCAUCCACAACACCUCGAUAGUCACCGUUAAGUAAAGCCCUGAACGAAACCCCCUGACGACCUCCCUGAACCGUGCGUCCGAACCUGCGAGCAACCUUGACCGAUGGAUGGUUGUGUGCUGACCGACUGCGGGGUUGAGACAGAUUAUGUAUUUCAUUUUAUCUGCUGGUUUUUUACAUUGCACAUGCAUAUCAUUUUGAUGUUUUACCAUAGAAGGCUGUAAGCACUAGAUAGAGGAUGGGGCACCACUUCAAAACUCAGCAAACCACUGGUUCUCAAACUGUGGUACAGUACCACUAGUUGUACGCAAGCUCCCUCCUGUGGUACGCAGAGGAAUCUCUAAAAUAUAUAUUUUUAAAUGAAGUAAAUUCAUAUAAUACUAUCAAAGUAUUACAAAAUGUCUAAUGAAAAUACUAUAAGAUUACUGAAAUUUUAUUUAAAAUAGGUUCCUGUAAUAUUUUUGUUUUAAUAUCAGCCUGCUAUAUAGUCAUAUUCAUGCACAUAGCACAGUGGUUCCCAACCUGAGGGUUGCCAAAGCUGCCCUUGGGUAAGGGGGUAUAAGAAAACUUUAAAAAUAAUACAGUAGUAUACACAGUAGGCCUAUAUCAUAGUUUUUGUUUCACUUCUGUGAAUAAAACUAGAUGUAAAGUAAAUUGUCUAAUAAAACAAUGUCCAAGUGCCAGCAAAGAAGCCUAUUAAGUCUGUAUGAUUGUUAAAAAUGAUCAAAAAUACAUAAUACAGACAAAGAAUUGUAUAAAAACAGGAGAAAAUCUGCUUAGAAUUCAUCCAAAUCUCGUUUUACACAAACGUCUUGCUAAGUUCAUUGUACAGUUUUGAAUAUAAUAUGAAAUAUCCAUAAAAUAUGUCACUUAAUCAGUUAACUAAAUGAUAGAAAAGGGGUCCUUUAGGGAAAAAGGUUGGGAACCACUGACGUACCGCAUGCAUACAUCUAUUAUUCGUAUACCUGGUGGUGUAUGAGAGCUGUGUGGAAGAGUUUAAAUGCUGAUUUGUUUUUAUUCUGAUUAUUAAGAAUGAAGCUGCCUCCUGCUGUAUUUUAUCGUCGGUCACAAUGGUUGUGUGUGGAGAGCCUCAUAUUUUCUGUGGUGGUACCAGGUGUAAAAUGUUUGCGAAACACUGAUCUAAAUGAUGAAAAUACAUCAGCAACUUUUAAUGUAUGCCUUCUGCCUGACCACCGACCACCGCCACCAUCAGCAACCCACGAAAAAAUACUUCAAUCAGUACUUCAGAAUCAUAACGGCCUUAAAGCAGCAGCAGGUUAUGCAAAAAGGUAGCAGCCCCCUGUAUCCAGAUAUCAGUGAACUUCUAAAAACAUACAUUCAUCCUUUUGUUCGCCCCUCCAGAGAGCACAUUGCGGACAGUGGUGGCACUGCGUAGUGGCUCUGAGAACUGUAACACUUCAUAUAGCUGCAACCAGUUUCUCACCAGCCGAACAGUUAUUCAUGAAAGCUGAACCUGCUGAACCGAAACAAGAUGUCAUCAGCAGGAGAUCACAGUCGCUCUGAUCGGCACUCCACAUGGACGUGUUUUAUUGGCCGGCAAGCGUGUUAAGUUUAAAAACUGGCAACAAUUGGACUGUCGCUCAACUCUGCAGGAAGUGACUGGAUUGGUACGAUUUGUUGUUGUGUUGCUAAGCAGUGUGAACGCACAAUAAGGCCUUUAUACAGGGCUGAAUAAAAACCCCUCUAGAUAUAUACUGCACAGUAACAAAUGAUGUUUAUGAGCUUUUUUAAAUAUAUGUUUUAUAUUACUUUGUAUUUUUCCAAAACACUGUAGGAAAUUUUACAUGUAAGUGAAGCUAGAAAGAAAGAUAUCUACAGUACUAUACAAAUAUUAAUGGCAGGGCUGCUGCACACUUGACACUGCCCUGCUGGACAGCACCUUGCUCAACAGACAUGCCUUUUCUCUUCGUUUGAAAACAUGUAAAACCUUAAAAAGGAAAGACAUAGAACAAGAGAUGAAGUCCUUUUUUAUUUGUCUGAAUCAGGAUUUUCUGGCCAGCAACAUGGAGCUAACAGCCAUUUCUGGCUGCUGAUGUUACACUGCUAUUUCACCUGUAGUCUGUGAUGAUACUCAAUAAAUAUUUUAAAUAUUC
Messenger RNA from Dicentrarchus labrax (European seabass), 5785 nucleotides. It is a transcript of the gene usp28, whose product is annotated as ubiquitin specific peptidase 28. Lineage: Eukaryota; Metazoa; Chordata; Actinopteri; Moronidae. Bases 111 to 3707 code for a protein of 1198 amino acids. The transcript has 26 exons. The record is from RefSeq and is a predicted model, not a curated record. Gene Ontology annotation, cellular component: cytosol; nucleus. Gene Ontology annotation, biological process: protein deubiquitination; DNA damage checkpoint signaling; regulation of protein stability. Gene Ontology annotation, molecular function: cysteine-type endopeptidase activity; cysteine-type deubiquitinase activity; protein binding.